ACUCUAACCACGCUCGGGCCACGUUGCAUGCAUAUUCAUUGGAAAACUGUUACCAGAUUAAUACAGGGAAAUAUACCCGAGUGCUCUUUGUGGCGAAUUCUCGCAGCAUUGCCGGACCGGAAAUCGAAUUAGGAAUCCGGUGUAGCAUUUAUUAAUUCGUGGAGUUUUGGUUAUCGCAUUGAGCAUUUUACUGGAAAUAGUAUAAACUGUACGGUGUUUGAAAUUCCCGCCAAUACCAAGAGACCAUCAUGGCUGCUCUUCAGGUGGCAGUACUGUUCCUCGUGAUGACCGUGGUCCUAGGGGAUUUACCGGCUGGGACCCGAAGAAACACAUAUUUACCACCAGAACCGACAACUGGGUACAGAUACGAUCGCCCUACAGUUCCAUUCCCAACGAGAACACCAACCUUUCCUGGAGUUACACCAACCACCUUCCCAACUAGACCUACACGACCUGAACCACCGAUACCUAAUACCACUAGAAGACCUGUUACCUAUCCUGGACCAGGUCCGAAACCGACGCCAGGAUUUCCAGAUUAUAGUAGAGAGCCAACGCAUAACAACGGCAAUACUAUCGUACCAAACCAAGAUCAUCAUGAUCAUCAUCAUCAUCACGAACCUGGAAUGCCGUUCGAUUUCAACUACGCCGUAAAGGAGGACGCCUAUGGCAACGAUUAUUCUCACAACGCUAUAAGCGACGGUGAGGUCGUACGAGGCGAAUAUCGUGUACAACUUCCGGACGGGCGGGUUCAGAUAGUGCGUUAUGUCGCCGAUUGGAAACAUGGCUUUAACGCACAAGUAUCAUACGAGGGUACACCACGUUACGAUCCACCGCGUCCCAACAAUUUUAAUCGAGGCUACUGAAUACAAGUUUUCCGGUUUAUUUUGAGAACCCUCUAGUAACAUUUUCAUCUUUUUCCUUUAUGUAUUUUUUUUCUUUCAUUUUCGUUUAUUGCUGACGUGCACCAGUCAUUAAAUGAAAAUUUUAUAUCGGGUGACCCUACAUUAAACUACGUAUCUUCUCAGCGCGCAAUCACGUAAUUAUUUAUCGCGUAAUGCGCCGUGACAACCUGUGAAUAAUUCGAAUUUCUUCUGGUUAUCAAAAGACUAUUUCUUAGGUAGUAUAUGAAAAAUUGGUGGAAAGUGGAAAAUACAAGUUUACGCGCUGGUCACGUGCUGGGAAACUUCAUAUUUCCGCAUAACUGUAAAAUACCUAUUGCUUUCGUAUGGUCGACGUCGUACCAUUAUGAUUAUGAUUUUCGAAACUUUCGAUACUUAUAUACAUCGUCUAAUUGAGUGCCAAAUGGAAAAUGGAAAUGAAAAGUGAAUAAUAGUAUUAUUGUACUGCGUAACGGGAUCCAAAAUAUUGUGAAUACUCCGAUUAAACGAUGAUUAAAUAUUUCGAUAAAAUUUUCA
Molecule: messenger RNA, 1415 nt
Organism: Cephus cinctus (wheat stem sawfly)
Lineage: Eukaryota; Metazoa; Arthropoda; Insecta; Hymenoptera; Cephidae
Exons: 3
Coding region: 249-863 (204 amino acids)
Cellular component (GO): extracellular matrix
Source: RefSeq, a predicted model, not a curated record